Messenger RNA from Penicillium daleae, 1647 nucleotides. RefSeq lists its product as uncharacterized. Bases 1 to 1647 code for a protein of 548 amino acids. Lineage: Eukaryota; Fungi; Ascomycota; Eurotiomycetes; Eurotiales; Aspergillaceae. The transcript is spliced from 3 exons. The record is from RefSeq and is a predicted model, not a curated record. Gene Ontology annotation, cellular component: membrane. Gene Ontology annotation, biological process: carbohydrate transport; transmembrane transport. Gene Ontology annotation, molecular function: carbohydrate:proton symporter activity.
AUGAAGAUGCAGCCGGAGUCUCGUCUGCACUUUUUCACUUUGGCCCCGGUGACUCUGCUGUCGCAUUGGACGGGAUCGCUUCGGACGAUGAUGGCCAUGUCUGACAAGGAUGAACAUGGCUCUGCGGAAGUCGAGCAUGUUGACCGUUCGACUCGGGAGAAGGGCGCUGUGAAUGCGCGUCUGGUCUUUGCUUGUAUCGUAUUUGGCGCAGCGUCGUUUAUGUUUGGAUAUGACGAUAAACUUAUUUCGCCUGUGGCAGCUUUGUCCGGCUUUGUGGAAAGGUUCCAGGGACCAAACCCGGCGACAGGCAAGCUGGUUCUCACAGCGCGCAAUCAAAAUUUGGUCUUUUCGUUGCCCCUAGUGGGUGCUGUCCUUGGAGGACUGCUGGCAUCACCAUUGAAUUUUCAUUUUGGUCGCAAGUGGCCUCUUAUCGCAGCGUAUCUUCUCUCCAUUGGCGGCGGUCUGCUCCAAGUGUUUGCGCCUAACUUGGGGGCUUUCGUUGGUGGUCGGUCUAUUAAUGGGGUUUCAAUGGGAAUUGCAAUGGCAACGGCUCCUCUUUAUCUAUCAGAGGUCGUCCCUGCUUCUAUGCGAGGCAGAUCCGUCAGCUCCCUCAACAUCCUGAACCUGACAGCUGGGGUAGUCAGCACUGUCAUCGUAUGGGGUACUGAAAAACUCGGAGGUCAUUUAUCAUACCAAAUUCCUCUCGCAAUCCAAUCAGCCGUACCCAUCAUCUUGAUUUGUCUCACGAUCCCCCAGCCAGAAAGCCCCGAAUGGCUCGUGGCAAAAGGCAACCUCGCCCAAGCCCGACAAAACCUUCGCAAACUCCGCGGCUUCAGCGACGCGCACGUCAACGACGAACUCCGGUUAGUGGAGCUAUGCGAGAAACAAAACCGCGAGAUGCGAGCAGAAGUCAAAUUCUGGCACAUUUUCAAACGACAACAUCUCCGGCGGACCCUCGUCGGCGGCUCCUUCUUUUCUCUUAAUCAAAUUUCCGGUGUUAUUUUGUCGACGACGUAUACGACGGUAUUUCUUACGGAAUUAGGCAUCGGGAAUGCUUUCACCUUGACUAUCAUCGCUUCAUGCUGUACUUUGGCGGGUACAAUCGCCGCACCACUCGUCAUCGACCGCGCCGGUCGUCGACCAACAGCCUUUGUCGGAAUGGCUAUCCUAUUCAUUAUCGACCUGGUGGCCGGCGUACUCGCUUUUUACCAUAGAAACACCCAAGCCACCCUCGCCAUCGCCGCGCUAUCCUUCAUAUUCAAUUUCUUUUGGGCCUCCUCCUUCUACUCCCUCUCCACCCUAAUGCCCUCCGAAAUGGCGACCCCCAAACUGCGCCACCACACCAUGUCAUACACCAUCGCCUGUCAAGAGGUGACAGCCGUGAUUACCACACUGGUAGUUCCGCAAUUAACAUCUGCAGAUGCGGCGGGUCUGGGUGCAAAGACGUAUCUUGUUUUUGCGGGGUGCAUGGCUGUGAUUAUUGUCUUUGUGUACUUUUUUAUGCCGGAGACGAGGGGGCGGACGUUUGCGGAGAUUGAUGAGAUGUAUGCGGCGAAGGUGCCGGCUUGGAAGUGGAGGUCUUAUCGGACUUCGAUCAAGGCGAGGACUGGGGAGGGAGCGGUCGAGACUACAGAGCAGAAGACAUGA